Molecule: messenger RNA, 4530 nt
Organism: Trichophyton rubrum CBS 118892
Lineage: Eukaryota; Fungi; Ascomycota; Eurotiomycetes; Onygenales; Arthrodermataceae
Exons: 6
Coding region: 1-4530 (1509 amino acids)
Biological process (GO): protein ubiquitination
Cellular component (GO): CCR4-NOT complex
Molecular function (GO): nucleic acid binding; ubiquitin-protein transferase activity
Source: RefSeq, a predicted model, not a curated record
AUGUCUUCAAGAGCCCUAAACGACUCAGUCAUUGACGACGAUGACGAGCUCUGCCCGCUCUGUAUUGAAGAGUUUGAUCUCUCUGAUAAAAACUUCAAGCCAUGCCCGUGGUGGCUACCAGCGAAGAAGGCCGUUGCCCAAAUUGCAGACGCGUUUAUGAUGAAAACAGUAUUCAAUACCGUGUCCCAGAUGUUGAUGAGUGCGUUCAAGGCAGACUUGGCUCUAAAACAUCGAAAAGCCGCUGCAGCCAAACGAAAGGAGGCUGAAAAACGAGAAAUCGAAGCCUCAAGUAGGAAAAACUUGGCUGGUGUCCGGGUGGUUCAAAAGAACCUCGUCUAUGUUAUCGGCCUCAAUCCUACAAUCCGAGACGAAAAUUUACUAUUACAAACUCUCCGAGGUGACCAAUAUUUUGGCCAGUAUGGCGAUAUUGACAAAAUAGUUGUCAGCAAGGCGAAGCCAGGUGGCAACCCAAACCAAGGUAUUGGUGUCUACGUGACCUUUGCGAGGAAGAUAGAUGCGGCUACAUGUAUAGCGGCAGUUGAUGGCUCACCUAACGGUGACAGGGUCUUGCGAGCGCAAUAUGGCACUACCAAAUACUGUUCCUCCUUUCUCCGCAAUGAAACGUGCAAUAACAGGAAUUGCACGUUUCUUCAUGAAACCGGAAAUGAUAGUAACAGUUUUAGUCGACAAGACCUUUCAUCCAUGAAUUCAAUUUCUUCGCAAAGAUACCCAUCGAACGGAUCGUCUUCCGUAAUCUCACAAGCGCCAAACCAACUCACCCAGCGUCCAUCCCCUGCGAUUAGCCAUGCUAGGGCCGUUAAUGCUCCAAAUACCCAGUGGCCCGCUGUCAAGGACGAUGGCGGAGUGCGUGCUUCGAGUACGGAUUCAUCCGCCCUUCCAUCGUCUGCAAGCUGGGCGAAUAGAGAUUCCUUGGCUCAGAGAACUAGGAGGGAGAGUAUAGCGGCGAGUCGAUCAUCUCCUAGCCCUAAGCCGACGAACGAACAAUUGGCUUCUCGACCCGUAAACGGCUAUGGAAAAGAUUUUCAACGAACAGCGGAACAACUGAACACUGCAUCGGACUCGGCUGGUCCUAUUGAACAGCCGAAUACGGCACGCCGACCAGAAUCUCCCUCUCCCACCAUGAUUUUUGAUAAGCUAGUAAAAGCUAUCAAUUCGCCGGAGUUCCGAUUUCACUUCUCAACUGAAGCUGUCCCUGACAACGAGUUGGUAUUUAUCGAGAACCAUCCAUCCCUAAUAGACCCGUACGGAGGCGUCAAACGCCGGGCCAUGCGUGAGAAAGCUGAGCAAGAGCGAGCAAAACAUGCCCUCGAUGGGAAAAUUUUACAAGCUCCAGCCGAAGAAGAGAACCUUGAAAGCGGGAGUUCACAGCUAGGUGGUGAACCAGAGGACGCCCAUGGUGGCGUUGGUGUUCCCGGGCGACAUCAAAGAGAACCACAAUCUGCUAUUCAGCCUCCUUCUCAGCAGGCAACGGCCAACAACUCGGCUGUGGGGUCCCCUGUUCCAAAUAGCCAUCAGUUCCAGAACAUCAAUGUCAAUGCCCGAAAUCUUUCCCAGCUUCAACAGCAGCAGCUCAUGCUACUCAAGUCUGCUGGGGCCCAGCAGCAUAACAUUAUGGAUCUCCAAGCCCAUGCCUCGUCUGGCACCUUUGAUCAAAAUGCCCGAACGUUUCAGAACCAGAUGGCUGGAUUGAAUAAUAUACCCGGACAUACAAGGCAGUCUUCGCGGUUUUCAUUUGCCUAUGAUGUUAAUUCCAAAAACCCCAGUGGCAGACUUGUUGGUUCUCAGGGCCCUAUGAUGCAAUCAUCCAGCCCGAAUCCUCUUUCGAUCCCUACUACACAACACACUCUUGGUAAUCAAUACUUUGUGAGCGGUAUUCAAGGCCCGCCACCAGGAUUGAAGAGUGCCGGUACUCCUCCAGUCAGUGGUGGCGGCAUGUUUGCCCAGGGCCAUGGUUUUACCAGCACGAUGAACAAUAACCUUGGGCUCGGUACCAAACAAGAUGGAAAUGCUGAUUUGAUGCGUGAAAUUAUGCGUGCCAGGGGCACUGGCGGGAAUGUCCAGUCCCAUGAUGCAACAAAGCGUGAGUUCCUGUUUCCUUUACUCCAACAAAAUAGCACACCCCCUCCUCUGGCUCCCGUUUCAGGCCUUUUGAACCCGCUCUAUGGCCAGCAGCUUGGUCUAUAUCAAGAUCAAGUGCCACAGAAGCAGAAAAAGAGGGGAAAGAAGCAUAGACAUGCUAACACUUCCUCCGGCGGAGGCGGUGUAGUAGAUCUUGCAGACCCGAGUAUUUUGCAGGCGAGGAUGCACCAAGGUGGCGCCAAUGCUGCCGCUGGGCAGGGGCUGUACGGGAGUCAGGGUCAAGAAGACGAAGAUUUCCCACCGUUGGCUCCAGCAUCUAAGCCGAAUUACGACAAACAACCGACGGACCCAAUUCGUCUGCCAAUCAUUAAUUCUCUUCCAGGGGAAUCAUCGCUGACCUCAAGCCGGUCUGGAACUCCCUCUGUGCCGCCUGGGUUCGGCUUACCCCAUGCUCAUCCACCUGCAUUGCUCGUUCGUGAAUCCAGAACAUCAAGCCCUUCACUCCCAAAGACUCCUUUGAACAUAAAUCCACCUCCAGGGCUAGUGCAUCCUCAAGCACUCACAGAGACGAAUGCUGCACCCGAAUCAGCACGAGGUUCUCCAGCUACUCCCUUGAAGCAGCCAGUUAGUAGAGCUGCCGAAGUAUCCCUCGGGUCUCCCAAACCCAAGGCUGGUAGCGCUGCCAAAACUACUUUAUCAAGUGACAAUUCAUCGUCAAAAACACACCAAUUAUCCAGCCACGGGAAAUCAAAACCCUUAAAACUUGAUCUUUCGACAUUUGAGAAGAUUCGCGAACCUGUCUUCAGUUCAACCCCCGUGCAGAGUGUUGCACCCCUAGCUACUUCUUCAGCCGGUCCAGAAUCUAGGCCAGAUACUCCAGGGACCAACUCUCGUACUUCAAACUCUCCGGCUCCUCGCCAGCCAAGGGUUUUACGGGUUGUUGAUACGCCGAAGUCAGAACAAGCACCACCUACAACAUCAACAAGCACAUCUGUAUGGGGCGUGAAACAACGACCAGGAAUACAUAAUCUCUCUUCUGUCAGCAGACCAACGACGCCAGUAGGCUCUGAGUAUGAUGCCCAAACGUCCGCCUCCGUUUCUCGAGCGAAUUCGCCACCACCAUCUAGAAUUGGAUCUGCGCCUGUUCGAACGGUUACAAAGAGUCAAGUGAAGAAGGACAGGAAAUUGAAGGCCAAAAAUGCCGAGGCCAAAAAGGAUGAAAUCCUUCUAGCUACUUCAGCAGCCAACAGCGAAACUCAAGCCCCGAUCAUCGGUCGUAAACGCAAGACGAAGAAGACACCGAAGCAGCCCAAUAGUGAUGUUGAUGCCAACGCAUCCGACGGAGAACAGAAAGAAUCAUCAAGUAAUGAUGCUGGGAAGUCUCAAGCGGAGCCCGAAGACCCACCAUCCAAGUCAAACAUCAAUCAGGAGGAGCCAAAGAAACAAGAAUCAAAAGCUCCAGUAGAAAGCGAACCAUGGCGGGAGAAUAACACCCUCCAGCAAAUGACAAUGGAUGCCGAGUCGAAAGGUGUACCGGUCAAAGAUCUCUUUCUUGAACGCACGGCACCUCUUCCCACGCUCCUUGGACAGCUUCAGCAACAUAAAGAUUUUGAUUUGAACACCCACUUACUCUUCAACCCACCAAAUCUAGGCCAACGUACAGAUAUGAAGUGCAAUGCCGACGACUACGACAUGCUGCAGAAUCCACUUGAGCUGACAGAUGAGCACCGGAAACAGCUUCUCCGAGGUGAACCUGUACGUAUCAGCAAUGGUGACCCUGAUAAGCUCAAGCACCGUGCCCUCAUCACACCUACCGGCUGUAUCCUCCGUCAUCUUUCCGCCGACGAAGAAGACCGGUAUCUUGCGUUGGAGAAGAGCCUCUCAUCUGUUCUAGAUGUCAUUCAGAAUUCUUACCCCUCCCUUCUCAUCUCUGAGCCUGACAUCACAAACCGCGGGGGUGGGUUGGAUGCCCUCUUCGCUACCCCUGAGAAGUUCAAUAUUUGUUGGGUUGAUGAGGACUCAACUCAGAACGGUCUUGUGUCCAGCAUCGCCGGUGAAGGUUCAUCUGCGAUCUUGUCCCACCCGCCGCAUGCAAGCAAUGGCGUAAACACAUCCACAUCCGAGCCUGAGAUGGUGCGCUCUCAUAAUUGGGCGAUUAGUAGUGGCGGCGAAACUGUCCCUAUUCGUUCGUCUGCGUCAAAGUUGAUGGGUGGACGUCGUCCUAGCUUUGGCCCUGGCCUUGAAGAGCUAAUGAACAUGCCUGAUGUUGAACUACGAGCCAUGAUUAACGCAUCUCAGGCUGAGCUGGAUGUAUCGAGGCGAGAAGUUGACACCAUCGACAAGAAAGUUAUGGCUCUAGUUAAGAGGAACAAGAAGCUUGUUCAGCAGGCUUUAGCAGCUGCAGCAGAGUCAAUGGCCCAGUCGCAGUAA